UGGAAGACUUCAAUUUUAUUUCUCUUUAUAUCUGAACCGUUUUCUGUCUCGACCAAGGCUCUGAGUUAGAAAACUACCAAUAGGUGCCUGCCUACAUAAACCCACAACAGUAUUGUCUACUAAGCCGGCCAUUCUUUGAACACAUAUCAUAAAUCCAUCAUGGGGACCCCAGCGCCGAUAAAGGAACUACAGAAUGAAGUCGCCAGUAUGAUUCACGGUAUCUUAGGAAAUUGUUCUGGGCUAAAGAUCAAGUUCAUUCGACUUGGCGCCGGCCAGGUCCCUUAUCACCUUUUUUGGGCCAAGGUCGAUCCGCAAGGCCUUAUGUCCCAAGAUAAAAGACUGUGGGAAACAGCCCAAUUGGACAUGAGGGUGCCCGUCAUCACAAUCGACUUCUCCAAAGUCGAUAAAUCUCAGCUUACUCUCGGACGGGACAAUUGGGAUUUGGUCGAGGAAGAGAUGUCGAGGAUCAUCAACAAAUAUACCCAGAUGUUCUUCCAUAGAGCCGAAGAUUAUGAGCGCUGGCGUGGUUUAGAUCCUCGUUUAAUUCUCUUUAGAUUCAAGCCAUUUGACAUCAACAUCGGACCUACAUGCGCCCGAGCAAGCAUUCCCCCACGGUGCUCAGAAAGGUACAGAAGGUUUAUGGGUAUCGACUAUCUACAGGUGCCGACGUACAAGACAAUGUUGGACCUGGAUGAUCCAUAUGAUCCGAACAGAGGGCCCUGGGAGAGGGAAUGGAUCGAUUGGAACGGCGAGAUAGCUGAAAGGGAGGCUCGUGACUCUGGUGGCUCGAGAUCAAGGCAUAGACAUGGUCGAAACGGAGGCCGAUGUAUUAUCUCAUGAGAUGUUUUGACAGGACUGGACGCCAUGGCAGGCAGGGUGGACAUGAUAGGCGGGCUUUGGUAGGACUUAAUUAGCAAGCAAUAUCUGUCUAGGUCCUAGGAAAUAAGGGUUUGCUAUUUAAGGGGCAAUGAAUUAUACAUGCUAGGCAAUCAAUUCGCAAGUCUUCUUAUCUAGGUAUCUUCUCAAGACACUUUAUAAUAUUAAUUCAUUGGAAGGGAUAGGUAGGUAUGUGUUUGUUCCCAGAAUAAUCUCAACCGUAUCGUAACCGCAUUCCAUGUACAUUACUUUAUGUUCAGUGGCCGCUAUUAGAGUUAUCUGCACAGCUAAACGCUGAACCUAUAAGACCAGUUGCGUACGCAUCCUUGAUUGCAAGGAUGGUUGAGUACCUGA
This is a messenger RNA of Annulohypoxylon truncatum, 1230 nucleotides long. RefSeq lists its product as uncharacterized. The record is from RefSeq and is a predicted model, not a curated record. The transcript has a single exon. Lineage: Eukaryota; Fungi; Ascomycota; Sordariomycetes; Xylariales; Hypoxylaceae. Bases 160 to 840 code for a protein of 226 amino acids.